This is a messenger RNA of Acytostelium subglobosum LB1, 1176 nucleotides long. RefSeq lists its product as hypothetical. The transcript is spliced from 4 exons. The record is from RefSeq and is a predicted model, not a curated record. The coding region runs from base 1 to 1176 and encodes 391 amino acids. Lineage: Eukaryota; Evosea; Eumycetozoa; Acytosteliales; Acytosteliaceae.
AUGUUAUAUUCAUGUCGAAGAUGUCAUACCAGGGUUGAGGACGAAUCCAUCUAUGCAUUUGGAAGUCACUACCAUCCACAUUGCUUUGUUUGUUUCGAUUGUCAUGAACCACUCUCUGACAAAUAUUAUGAGAUUGACAACCUACCUUAUUGUGAGUUGGACUUUAAGAGACCAAGAGGUCCAUCCCCUGGAAGAAAUUCAAAGUCCCCAAGGUCAUCAGUUUUCAAGGGUCUUGGUAAUGGUCAUGGACAUGGAUCUUCAGCAAGGUCACCACCCUUGAUACAAGAGUCCGGUGCUGGUGGAUCAUAUACCUCACCAACUUCAUUGGUCGCCACCAAGUGUGAUGGUGAUCAAAGGGUACACACUGUGUGUAGUCCAAGCAGCAUGUGCCAUAAUGAUGAGGUGGGCCAGCCAUCAUCACCAGUCAACAGCUCAUCGAACACCUCAACACCAUCAGGUGACUUCACAAUGGGCACAGUCGAUGGACAGUAUCAGCGAAACUCAGUGUCAUACAGUGAUCGCUCCAUCAACAAGACUCAAGGUGCAUCAACAACAACCAACAGCUUGUUUGAUUGUCACAAGUGUACCAAAGAGAUAUGGGGUGCCACUGUUGUCAAUGCAAAUGGUAACAAGUUCCAUCCACAAUGCUUCCAAUGUCAUGAGUGUCAUGGAUCAUUGCUCAAGGGCUAUGUACAAGAUGCCAAAGGUUACCUUUGUGCCGCCUGUCAAGUCAUGGUCAAUGAUCGAAACAAACCCCUCCGUCAACAAUGUGGACAUUGUUCAGCAUGUUACAAGAGGUUCAAUGUUGAAGAACAUGUGAUAUCAAUUGAUCAGGAGAGAUAUCAUCCACAAUGUUUCAAGUGCUGUUCUUGCAGAAUGCCAAUUGAAGGAUUGAGUUUCAGUAGGGACAGAGUGACAUCAACAUUGUCAAGCUAUUGUUGUUAUUCAUGUUUGUCAUCAGGUAGAGUUGAUCGUUGUCCAGAGUGUAGUGAGGCUGUCAUUGGAGGAUCGAGCAUAUUCGCACUCGGUAAAUCAUAUCAUCCUCAAUGUUUCAAGUGCUCAGUAUGCAGAGUAUCAAUUGGACAUGGUACCAAGUUCUCAAAGGAGGGCAGGAUCGCAUGUGUAUCAUGCAGACCAUUGGAUAGCAACAGCAACAUGGUAAUUCUAAGUGUAUAA